AUGGGUCUAUCAUUGAGAACCUACACCGAUUUCUCUUCAACACAAAAGGUUGAGAAUUCGCUUUGUUGUAUCCUCCUGAAAAACACCAGCACUGACUGCCAACUGUUCACAUUGCAGAAUAGAAUGUUACUCGAUACUAAUGCUCAGCAUGACACAAACCUCUUAUCAACAGAAUAUUCACAUGCCGACCUGGAGCUCUUGGCCAAGACUGCCUCUGAUGUAUUAGCACAAUUGCAAAGUUUCAGAGAGAGUGUACUAGAGACAAGAGAAGAUCGAAAACCCGGAGAACAGUUCGAACAGGGAUCGAGUGCAUUACUUCAGCGGGUCUCCGAGACUUUCGAGGCAAAGGACUGGACGACCCUCGAUCGCAACCAGCUGAAGCACGAAUGCAAAAUACGCGGGAUCAACAUAAACGGCUUCAGGCGCAACGAGCAGUAUGUCCGCAAACUUCAGGAGUAUAUAGAUGCACAGAACAAAAGAGUGGUACCUGCUCAACCCACGAACGAUGUGCAAGCUUCCACCUCAAGCCUACCAUCGACUGUACAGCCAAAAACACUGCCAGCCAUAGGAAGGACCUUGACAGAAGCAGCUGACUAUCUCACUCUCGUUCGGAGUCGAUUUGAAGGUCAGGCCGAUUCCAGCGAAUACAUCCGUCUUCUCGAGAUUAUGAGAAACUUCAAACACCGCACGAUUGACACUCCGGGUGUUAUUGCUGGAAUCUCGGAGCUCUUCUAG
This is a messenger RNA of Lithohypha guttulata, 735 nucleotides long. Its product is annotated as Transcriptional regulatory protein sin3. Lineage: Eukaryota; Fungi; Ascomycota; Eurotiomycetes; Chaetothyriales; Trichomeriaceae. The record is from RefSeq and is a predicted model, not a curated record. The transcript has a single exon. Bases 1 to 735 code for a protein of 244 amino acids. Gene Ontology annotation, biological process: regulation of DNA-templated transcription.